GAGAAAGCGAUAAGCUUCGCCCUGAAUGUCCCGGAGAAGUGCGAAGCAACAUCCGAGCUUCCAACUAAUUCACUGGGCAUCUUCAAUGGUUCUUGUAAUGACCUGGAUUUGUCAACGACACUUGAGCGAUUGGGGCUGACACCACGACAUUGAUGUUACUUCGCAAUUACCCAGCACAUUAUAAGUACUAAUAUUGGCUGCAUGCCUAUACAUUAAGUUGUGGGCAUCGAAUGCGUCUCGUGUCCCAGUCAUCAUCCACCAGAAUCGAUCAGCCACCAUGUCGACUACCAUGGCAAUCACCAUGACCACCACCACCCGAACGCUUCCGGUGGUAGAUAUCAGUCCAUAUUUAGAUCCGAGAUCAACAUCAUCACAGCGGCAACAGACAGCAUCUCUGCUGGAUCAGGCAUGCCGAGAGUUUGGCUUCUUCUACUUGAUCGGCCACGGUGUCCCGGAAGAGGUCCGUCUCGAAAUGCUACAGUUAGGGCGUGAGUUUUUUGCACUCCCAGCGGCCGAAAAGGAAGCCAUAUCGAUCUCGAAAAGCAUUGAUAAAGUGCGCGGCUACGAGCGACUCGGCGAAAACGUGACUAUGGGAAAGCGAGAUGUCCUUGAAGGGCUCGACAUUUAUCGGGAAUUCCCCGGCGAACACAACGCGCGGUUACGGGGAAAGCAACUAUGGCCGGAACGACCGUCACAUCUCAAGGAAGCCACGCUGAACUACGUUGAUCAGCUCACUAAGGUCGGCAAGGCUCUGAUGUGCGCCAUGGCCGAUGCUCUAGGAAAAGACGGUAGCGAGGAGGCGUUCGACAAGCUCACACAAGAUCCGUUCUGGGGCCUGAAGUUCAUCAGAUAUCCUCCUCUGAGCACAGAUGAAAUCGCGGACAAUGAAAAGGGUAUCUCGUGCGGGGAGCACACCGAUUAUGGUGGUUUGACCUUUCUUCUGGCCGAUGAGCAUGUGAAGUCGGCACUGCAAGUCCAGGACCACGAAGGUGGAUGGAUCAAGGCAGAUCCCAUGCCUGAGGCAUAUGUCGUGAACAUUGGGGACAUCAUCAACGUCCUGACGAACAACGAAUAUACCGCCACCGUACAUCGCGUCAUUCACAAUGGCAACCAGGAUCGAAUAUCCAUACCAUUCUUCUUUGAGCCAUCCUUAUCCUCUGUGGUCGAGCCUCUCAAAAGUUGUGUUGGAGACCAUGGUGUACAAGUACCUGUAAGCAAAGUGAGCUACUACGAACACAUGUGCAAUAUGCUGUAUGGAGGAAGAUUCGUGGAACCUGGAGCGGCCGUAGAGAAGGUCAUUGUCAACGAAAUAUCUAUGAAGGGCUGAGGAGAAGGGACAAAAAGUAAAGUCACCCCUGGAAUCUGCAAAUGGCCUCGGAAUACCAGCUAGACCGAAAAAGUCGGUGAUGGGGCUCAACCAAAGGCACGCAAACCCAAGACUUGUCAGACACAUGUGGCUCUGUGCACCAAGGGCCAUCGGUCGACACAACUCUUGCCAUCGACGGUUCCCCCAUUUCUCAGGCCUGGGUGUCACUAGUCAGCCCAUAUCCGGACAAAACUAGCACCUGCUUCCUGCCCAAGGAAAGCCGAUCUAGGAUCUUACCAUCCCUGAUCUACCUGGACUUAGCGUUGUUACAGACUUCAUAGUGCCGUCAUUUGUCAUACGAAAAAGUCACAAAUUGAGUAGGAGACGUUGAUAAAAUGCCAUUUCGAGCUAGGUUAGGUGGAGUAGGUUUAGCCCUAUGGAAAGCACAUACUAUUACUC
Molecule: messenger RNA, 1765 nt
Organism: Exophiala viscosa
Lineage: Eukaryota; Fungi; Ascomycota; Eurotiomycetes; Chaetothyriales; Herpotrichiellaceae
Exons: 2
Coding region: 278-1327 (349 amino acids)
Molecular function (GO): 2-oxoglutarate-dependent dioxygenase activity
Source: RefSeq, a predicted model, not a curated record